GUUUGGAGCCGCAAAGGAAAGGCAGCCCGCACGCUUGACUUUCCGCCGAUCUCCCGAAGCACUUUUCAUCCACGCGACGUCAACCCAACCACAGCCUUGUUCCACACACACACCGGCCCCCUUCAGUUCUUCUUUCACCUGAACGGUUGCUAUUUUAAAGUCAGAUAGAAUGUCCUCGCGAAUCCCGGACCGCUCGGGUCCGCGGCGCAGCCGGUCGCGAUCCCCGUCGUCCUGGCGUCAACCCCAGAAUCGCCCCCGCAAUGAACGAGAUUAUCGCGACCGACAGGAUUCAAAUCGGGGGUGGGAUAAUGGGAAUUCGCGCGGCCCUGGUCCAUCGCGGGAUAUGCGCGACCAAGUUCGCCUCAACCAGCUCCAAGAGGACGAACAAGCGCGUGCGUGGGUUGCGCAGGAGGACAUAUUUGUGCUCAAGCAGGCCAAGAAAAAGGCAGAGAUUCGAGUCAAGGAAGGGCGUGCAAAACCCAUUGACUGGCUGACUGUCACACUGCGUGUUAUUGAUCCCACACGCGACCCUUUGGACGAUGAAAUCACGGAUUCCGAGCUCGAUGUGGUGGACCCUGAUGGUGUCUUCGAGGGACUGUCGCAGUCAGAGUUGGAAGAUCUGGAGCAUGAUAUUAACACCUUUUUGAAGUUGGAGUCAAACCCGCAGAAUAGGGACUUUUGGCAGACCAUGAAGAUCAUCUGCCGUGAUCGCCAGAAGACCUCUGCACCUCAAGGACGAGCCCUCAGCUCAGUGGCCGCCGAUAUCAACCGACUACUUAGCCCGAAGACAUACGAACAACUUCAAUCAUUAGAGGUCCAAGUCAAGAGGAAAUUGAACUCCAACGAACCCAUCGAUACGGACUACUGGGAAGAGCUGUUACGCAGCUUGACAGUGUGGAAGGCCCGGGCAAGACUGCGCAAUGUAUACCAAGAUGUGAUCGACGAACGCGUUCGUGAUCUCAGGAAACAGCAGAAAGCAGAGGCGGAAUCUAUCCGGGAGAAGCUUGCUCCUCUUGCACCUAUCGUGUCUGCAGGUGACCAGUCCCAAGUAUCUAUGGAUUCUGCCAAAUUUGAAGGCUUGGAUCCCGAUCCGUUGCUGCAUGUGCGCCAGGAAGACAAAAGUCUGGAAAUUAUGGACGAGUCCGUUUUCCUUCGUCAAGUGGCUCGAGAGCGUCAAAAAAUCCUCCGGAUGGGAUAUGUUCCUCUUCGACAACGAGGUGCCGAGAGGCCUAGUGCGGUUACCACUAGUACGGCGUCCUCUAACACGGCCGCAUCAGGGAUCCCUGGUCGCUUCUCUGCGAUUCCCAAUGACGAUUUCUCACAAGCUACCAAGGCUUUGUACGAGCGAGAGCUGGCUAAGGGUAUUAGUGAAAACGAAGAGAUCUUUACGAGCGAAGAGGCCGUGACUACUGCUUCCCAAUCGCAAUGGGCUGGCAAGCACCGGCCCCGAAAGCCCCGAUACUUUAAUCGGGUUCAGAUGGGCUACGAGUGGAACAAGUACAACCAGACCCAUUAUGACCAUGACAACCCGCCGCCAAAGGUUGUGCAGGGCUACAAGUUCAACAUCUUCUACCCCGACCUUAUUGAUAAAACCAAGGCCCCCACGUAUCGCAUCGAGCGAGAGGAUGGCCGGAAGCGAGGACAGUCCAAUGCGGAGGCUGGGGAAGAGGACACUUGCUUGAUUCGAUUUGUGGCUGGAGCUCCUUACGAAGAUAUCGCUUUCCGCAUUGUCGAUAAGGAAUGGGACUAUAGUGCGAAGCGUGAACGAGGGUUCAAGAGUACCUUUGACAAGGGCAUCCUUCAACUCCAUUUCCAGUUCAAGAGGAUCUAUUACCGGAAAUAGUACGGGACCAAUCAUGCCCAUAUGGACGUUUCUCUCGGGAGGGCAAGUGGACAUUGGGUGUUGUGUGGUGUAUGCAGGAUGAAGAUUCGGGGUGUAUUUUACAGAGCGCUGACUGUCUGUGAAUCCAAUUCUCUCAUGAUUGAUUGGGCUGGAAACUUUAACCCUUUUUUUCUUUUCUCAGAAGAUCUACCCAUUCAAUAAGCUUACGAUCUGUCCGCACUGUCCGCGUGUGGAUUCCUUUAUCAAGAAUGCUUAAUACAACCACUUAUUGACCUUCCGAGGCCCCCGUUGUUCCUACAACCUUAGCGACUUGGGUAUUUUCCCUCCCCGAAAUAGGGGAGUAUCCAUGAUUCCCCACAACCACUACUUCGCCCUCCCGCAAAGUACCCAGUGAGGGGGAUCAGCACUGCCUUUGUUCUUGCGGAACGGCGGACGUUGAAAACUGUUCUGGUGACACCUUACUGGCCUGCAGCUUGCAGGUCAAUAUGUGACAUCCGGAUGGCUAGAAGCAGGCGAACCAGGAAGAAACACUCACAAUGCUGGACGGAACAGCAAUUCCAGCGAGGUGGUGCUUUUGUCCAGAGAUCUGUGUCUCUUUUUUACCUAUUUUUUACUUUCUCGGACAGCCUGUUUCCCUUUCCAGAAUGGCCUCUAGUCCCGGUUUCAACUUCCAGAAGACCAGUGCUCGGGCCGCAAUGAAUGGCGACAAGUUCUGCAGCUGUCCGCCACCAGCAGACCAUCCCCUCUUCUCUCUGCCCCCGUCGGCCCCUGAAGCCCAUUUGAGGUCCCUCCAGCCUAUCUGGCAUUCAUUCAACGCCUACCUGUACAUCCGCUGUGGCACUGAAUCGACCCGCCUUGACCCUCUAUGAGAUCAUUGGCCAACCUCUGUACUAUGAAAAGCCCCGUUCCACAGCCUAGGCAUCUGGAGGGAGGCAAUUUCUCGUAAUGCAACAAAGUGCCAGAAUGCAGUCGAUCGACGCUGGUUGUCUGUAGCCCUUUCCACUAUUGCUCUCUUCUCUCGUUCCCACUCUCUUGGGUUUUCUUCUAGUCUUUUAGUCCCGCCAUCCUAGUUCUU
Molecule: messenger RNA, 2918 nt
Organism: Penicillium brasilianum
Lineage: Eukaryota; Fungi; Ascomycota; Eurotiomycetes; Eurotiales; Aspergillaceae
Source: the annotation of a GenBank genome assembly